AUGACAACCACAACAACGUCGCUUCCAAAGCAUGUCAAAAAUUUAGAAGGCACAAAAAAUACACUUACGACGCUUUCUCUUGAACAAGCUUCCUAUGAUGAUAAAGGUCUCAUUAAAUCCCCACAAGAAAUGAACUCCUCUUCUUCAAAAGAGGAUGAAAAUGCAAAGGAUGAAAACGCAAAAGAUGAAAAUGCCAUGGAUGAAAAUAUAAAAAAUGAAAAUGUCAUGAAUGGAAAUACAAAAGAUGAAAAUGCCAAGGAUGAAAAGCAAAACUCAAACCUUGAUCGGAAAACGACGAUAGACAAGAAACUUUCCGCUGCGGUUACCGAGGUGAUGAAAGCUGAUGAUGUUAAAGUUGCUACUAAAAUUGAAAAUAAUGGUGAAUUGGUUGUCAAGAAUGAUUUUAAUAUGAGUGAGAUUACAAAAUAUCAGAUAGUUUCUGUCAUGGAAUCUUUGACGAAUGUGCCUGAAGAAGAUAUUACUUGUACUGUUGUUCAAACUUUUGUUACAAGAUCAGCCGUAUACCUUGGUGAUUAUAAAAUUCUCAAAUAUGGUGAAACUACUGCUGAAUUGGAACUUCAUUUAAAAGCAAUGUCUGCAGUAGUUCAUGUAGCUUCCAGGUCAAUUUCAAUGUUAGAACAAGAAACUCGUGAACGUCUCUAUAAAAGCAUGGCUAGAUUCUGGGAUGCAUCACAACGUACAUCCGCUAAAAUAAAUCCAAAUAUAACAUUCUAUCUUCGUGAAAUUAGAUGUUGUUUGAAAAAAAUCAAAGAUGAUCAAACAAAAUUGGAAUAUGCGGGAGAAUGGUAUGACAAAUGGAGAGUAAUUCUUGAAGAAUUCCAUGAGUUAAAACAAAAUCCUGAAGGUUAUUCUGAAUUUUGGACGAAGCUGUACAAUAUAGCACGUGAAGAAUUUAAACAAAUUAGAGGAAGGAGAACGACAAUUGCUGUAAAAAAUGUCAAAUAUAAAGUUCUUAAACGUGGAAGUGGAGUAUUUCUUUGCUCAUUACCCGACAAUGUUGAUACUUUAUUAAUAGGUUAUCUAAUUUUAAUGGAACGUUUGGUGAUAGAAUUUCCACAAUCAUCUGAAUCAAAGAAUAAUUAUUCAAUUACUUUACUUGAAUUUUGUCAAGAAAUUCUUGACGCGGAUGUUAAGAAGCAAUUAUCAGCCAAAGCAGUCGAGGUUCUUUUGAUUAUUCAAGAACUAGUUGAUGUGGUUCAUGGUUCAAAGAUAGAAGAUCAUUUGAAUACAUGGGGUAUGGGUAAAGGAAAACAACGACAAUUGAUUUUGGAUCAAAUUAAAAUUCUCAAGGAAGAUAGAAAAAAGAUUUUAAAAACCAUUGAAACUGCACGUGCUGACUAUGAAAAAGAUAAACUUCGUCAACAAUCUUAUAAUGUUCCAACAACAACUUAUAAUAUUGAACAAAAAGUGGAAAUUGGUAGUCAUGUGGAAACUCAAAACGUCACCAAUAUUGAGAAUAUUGAUACAAAAAUCGAAAAAGUUGAAACGAUGAACGUUGAGAAUACGACUAUUGAAAGGCAAUUUAUUGAAAAUAUUGAAAAUAAAAUUGAUGUAGAAAAUCAGUAUGUUGAGAAUGUUGAAACUAAGGUUGAAACUAAAAUAGAGAACGUAAAUGUUAACGUUGAAAAGAGUGUUGGUGUUGAGAAUCAAUUAGUGGAAAAUAUUGAAAACAUUGAAAAUUUAGAGAACGUUGAAAGAGUCGAAAACACACAAUAUAUUGGUACUCAAAACGUUGAGAAUGUAAAAGGUACAAAUACAAAGAUUAAGAGCAUUAAUGUUGUAGAAGAAUUAGAUUCACAAAAUCUAUGUGUUGAAACCAUAGAAACUGUUCAAACGAUUAACAUUAAUAAUUAUGAGACCAAAAAUAUUAACGAGAUAAAGAACAUUAAUGAAAUUAAUAAUACAACAAAUGUAGAAAACAUAAAUAAUCAAAUUAUUAGCGAAGUUACACAUGAAACGAUAGUACAAAGUACGAUCAUACAACAGGUAAUUCAACCUGAGGAAAGACAGCCCCAUUGGUUGGACAAUGUAGUGGCUGUGAUUAAAGAUGUUGAAAAACGAGUAUUAGGUGUAGAUGGAUCAAAUAGAAGGAGUAUAUUGUUUCCCAAUCAUGAUGAUAAUGGAAAAAGGAUGAGUAUGCUUUUUUCCAAUAAUGACGAUGAAGCAAAAAGAAUAAGUACAUUAUCCACUAAUAAUGAAGCAAAUAGAGAGAGUCUAUUGUCCACUAGUGAUGACAAUGACGACGAAGAUAAGAGGAAGAGUACAGAAUUGUCCAAUAAUAAAGAUGACGAAGCAAAUAGGAAGAGUGUAUCUUUACCCGAUAAUGAAGAAGUGGCUAAUAAUAGCACUUUUUCAUAUCCAUAUCAAUACGCUGUCGCGCCCAAUAUGCGAGGAACGGACGCGAUCGACGGACGC
Messenger RNA from Cetraspora pellucida, 2436 nucleotides. Lineage: Eukaryota; Fungi; Glomeromycota; Glomeromycetes; Diversisporales; Gigasporaceae. The record is from the annotation of a GenBank genome assembly.